UGAAGAGUCGCACUGGAUCGCCAACGAUGGCGGACGAGGUGCGGGCAGCAGCGCCUCCGCCUGGGAAGAAGAAACCAGCGCCUCCUCCAUCAACACAUGCCACAUCUAGUGUUCCGAAGCGACUGUCGCGCAUUUUGAACCUCAACGACCUGCGCCAAGAGUCAUCGGGCCAUGCAACUCCACCAACUGGAGCGUUGGGCGUCCACCCUCCAUCCGGCCAAACGGACAAAGCCCUCCUUGUUGAUCGAAUUUAUGCCAAAGGAAUCAAGCGCACACUUCUCCAGGCGCAGUUGUUUCCACCAAACAAAGAAACCGGGUCGAAACUCAGUCCGUUUACUCUACAACCUCUUGUCCCACCAAAUCCGACAGAAAAGGCACUCGUACCUCGUCGUCCGGAGCCACUGCAUUCACCUUUGUCUCCGACCGGGAACAAAGGAAGCCUAACGGCAUCUCGCUUCGUCAUUCCGAAAUCGCCACCUGCCUCCGUGGAGCCAUCGCCACCUACUCCAUUAAGCGCCCGUGAUGCGUACUAUUUGGAUGUCCGCCGCCCGCAAGCCAAGAAGCCAAAGUUUGUGUCGCCACCCGUCGCUGUUCCGCGCCAGUCGACGCUGUCGAUUCAAAAGCCGGCAGAUGGAGUUGCUCCACCAACUCGCGCGCAACUGCUCCAGAAGUCGACGCAGCUCAAGACGUUCACGGAGAGUGUUGAGGAGAGCAUCUUGACGUCCGGGGUGCCGAAAGACUCCUUUCUAUACCUGGCCCGCGCCGAAGAUAACCCGUACAAACUCGUUGUGGUCGAUCACGCUGCCAUCAACGUGCAUGACUACUACACGAUGAGUCGCGCCGGCAUCACGCACUUUUGUGACGGAGUGCCGGAAUUCACCUACCUCGAAACAUUUGAACGGGAGCAUUACAUGUUUUCGCUCGUGCGGGAGAUUCCUUUCUUCCAAAAGUACCGAGUGUGGAAGCAGUUUCGGACGUGGAAAACCAACGUCCGCGCCGUCAAGACGGCACUGUGCAAGCGCGUGCUCACGCAAGACCUGUUCAUCCUUCGCCCGACGCUCCACGGGGCGCUCAUGGAACUCCGGACUCUGUGCUACAACAUGGGGCUCCUUCGAGUCUUUUCGAUCGAAGCACGACGCACGUACACCCUGAUAGAGUUUUCCGAGUGCCAGCAAGUUCAGAUGACAGACACGCAGACCCGGAUCGGUGAAUUCGUCAAGGCAAUCGUCGACACAACGCACACGACAUGCAACGCGUUUUUAAGCGACUUUCUCUUGUCAAACGGAUUUGCCACGCCCGAGAAACUCCCGCCCAACUUGGCAUCGAUUCUGGCGCUCAUGGGACAGAGUGCAUCGUCUGAGGACGAUGGCCAGCCACCCAACAAGAGCCCAGACGACGGACACAACGAGACAAAGGCCGUGUGGCAAAACGGCCGGGCCGUCACGUUCACCGAGCGCGCCGCAAUGCGCACGCAGUGCCGGAAAAUCACCAAGUUGAUCCGACUGGUCGAGUUUUUUGUCGUCGAUUCGUUCAUGUUGCUUGGAGUGGUGUCGACGCAGUGUUUGCUGGAGGAGAUGCGGCGGCUCGCGAGAGUCCUCGCGUCAGAUAUCCAUAACGCACUGAAGCCGAAGCAUGCGCCAGUCGCAACGAGUCCUCCAACGGCGCCUGCCGGCAAGCAAAAGCUCAAGCUCCAUGCCAUGCCACCGCCAGCCGUGGCACCACUGUUUCGAGUGGAAAUUCACCUUCAUUUGGUGCCAGAACACGGUUCGUCGUUUCGGUCGGACUUGCUCUUCACGCCAAGCUGCGACGAGCUCCGCGCUGAAUUGGAAAGCGUGGUCUUUUGCGGCCUCAAAGCCGCAACAAAGCGGGAUCGGCUCAUGAGCCACACCGAAUUUGGGCCGUUUGUUAAGCCUUCCCUCGACGAGAUCUCGAACGGCGAGCUCUCGGCGGGCCUCAACUUGGACAUGAUCGUGCUGGAAGACUCGCGGUUCCAGGCCAUGACGACAGGCAUUGUCGACUUGAUCACGCAAUCUUACGACGACUUGGCCACGUUUACGCAAUCGCUCGCGACAUUCCAGGCCGAAUUCAUUGAAAACAUGACAUUUCGCCAGGUCGCGUCGAAUCUGACGGACGCGACCAACUUGGGCCGGUCGAUCGAGGACCUGCGCGAUCAACUCGACAAGUAUACCGAGCAGAUUGCUCGCUUCGACACACUUGCCGACUCGGCCGUGGUUGGGCUCAUCUUGGCCGACUGCCGUGCACUCAAUGCGACGCUAAAGCCGUCGCCUCGACAGUGUAUGGAUGCGCUGCAUGUUCUCAUUCCCACCAUUGCCCAGCACAAGAACGAAGACCUGAUGCUCGAGGUGUCCAAGGCUAACGACGCGAUCUCCUCGAUCCCGACGACUGUGGACGAGUUUGCCCAGGCGCUGGCGUCGCUUCGAGAUACGCAGUCCAAGAUGAAUGGCCUAGACGACCGCUACAUGUUCUUGAAGAUGCUGUAUGGGCUCACAGACGAAUACAAGAUCCACGUAUCGGACUUGGAUUCGACGAAUGCUUUUAUGCUUGCCCAAAAGCGCGCGCAGCUCAAGACGUCGAUGGAUCUGUUGGACACGUCCACCGAGGCGUACACGGAGAAGUUUUCAAAAGAGCUCGAGAAGAAGAUCCCGAAACUGACGGCGCAGAUCCAAGAGCGGCUGGACGAACUCAACGACGAGAGGCUCAUCUCGAUCUCAAGCGAUGCUUCCGACAUGCUCGCGAUCUUGCAAGGCAUUCACGAACGCCUGGUCGAACACGAGGCGACGAGUGUCAAGUACGUUGGUUUUCAGAGGACCCUCGGCCUUGCACAGAGCUCGUUUGAUGAGCUGGCUGUCCUGCGGGAAGAUUUGGAGAUCAAAAUUCAGGUGUGGAAGGCCACCAAGGACUGGGCAACCCAGGCCGAUUUAUGGCGCGACGCUGCGUUCGCCGAUGCGAACGUGACGGCGUUGGACGAAAAGAUCACGGCAUAUUUCAAGAUCGCGCUGACUUGCGAGCGGUCGCUGCCGGGGAACCCCGUCGUCCAUGCGCUCAAAGAAGCCGUCGAAAGCUUCAAGGAGACGCUGCCGAUCGUCAGCGACUUACGAUGCCCUGCGCUUCAGGAGCGGCACUGGCAGGAGCUGACGGAAGUCUUGCACUUCGACGUGAUGGGAGAUCCAACCCUAACGCUUGGCCGCCUCGUUGACAUGAAGCUGCAAGAGUUCGCGCCAAGCGUGAACCGCAUCGCGACGGAAGCAACGCAGGAAAAGUUGCUCGAGAACAUGCUGAUGCGGAUUACGAGUCUUUGGGCAGACUUGGAAUUUGACAUCAAGUCGCACAACGAUCGCAAGGACUUGUACGUCCUCGGCGCGACGGACGACAUUGUGAGCGCGCUUGAGGAGAGCUUGAUCAACAUGAACACGAUCCUGGGGUCCCGCUACGUCGGUCCGAUUCGAGACGACGCCGUUGCGCUGCACAAGCGUCUAGUGUCGUUUCAAGAAACUGUGGACGAGUGGAUGGCGUGCCAGCGCGAAUGGGUCUACCUCGAGACAAUCUUUUCCGCGCCCGACAUCCAGCGCCAAUUGCCGUCGGAAGCGCAAAUGUUUUCCGUUGUCAAUACUUUCUGGAAGGACUUGAUGCUCAAGACGCAUGACACGCCCAACUGCAUGAAGGCGACGGCGGCGCCAGGCCUGUGCGACACCCUCGUCAAGCACAACCAUUCCCUCGAGAAGAUGCGCAAGUCCCUGGAAGACUACCUCGAAACCAAGCGACAGUCGUUCCCUCGCUUCUACUUUCUCAGCAAUGACGAGCUGCUCGAGAUCUUGGCCCAUACCAAGGAGCCACAUGCAGUCCAACCCCACUUGUGCAAACUGUUUGACGCGAUCAUGCGGCUCGAAUUUGGCGACGCGCACGGGUCCAUCGACAUCCUCAGUAUGAACUCGGCCGAAGGGGAGCGCGUGGCGUUCGGGCGCAACUUGAAAGCGCGCGGCAAUAUUGAAGACUGGCUCAAUGCGGUGCAAGUGAGCAUGACGACAUCCCUCCAUCGGUCCAUGAAGGCUUGCGUCGGAGACUACGAACCAGCCCAGCGAGAUAGCUGGAUCUUUCACCAUCCAGCGCAGUGUGUGGCAAGCGUCACGUACAUGGUGUGGGCCAAGGAAUGUGAAGCGGCGUUCGGGGUACCUGGCGGGCUGGAAAAGUGGCACAAAACGAUCGUGUCGCAGCUGGGCGGCCUCACGCGGCUCAUUCGGUCGCCACUGACCAAGCUUCAGCGUUGCAUCGUGACGUCGCUCGUGACGACGGAUGUCCAUGCCCGCGACAUUGUCGAGGAGUUGAUCGAGCUCAAAGUGCACGCUGCGCACGACUUUAGCUGGAAAAAGCAGCUUCGGUACAUGUGGGACGCAGACGCGGAUGACACAGUGAUCCAGCAGUCCAACGUGACGAUUCACUACGGCUACGAAUACAUGGGCGCGUGCUCGCGACUGGUCAUUACGCCGCUGACAGAUAGGUGCUGGAUGACAAUUACAGGCGCGUUCGACUUGAAGCUCGGCGCGUCGCCGUCGGGGCCAGCCGGAACAGGCAAAACCGAAACAUCCAAAGACCUGGCAAAAGCCCUUGCGAUCCAGUGCAUUGUGUUCAACUGCUCGGAUCAAAUCGACUACAAAAUCAUGGCCAAACUCUUUUGUGGUCUGUCGCAGUGUGGGUGCUGGACGUGCCUCGACGAAUUUAACCGCAUCGACAUCGAAGUGCUGAGUGUGAUCGCACAGCAGCUCAUGAUCCUGCGGCACGGACGACUUGCUGGCACGACCGACUUGUGCUUUGAAGGCCGCACGAUUCUCCUGCAGGACCACCACGUGAUCGUGACGAUGAACCCUGGGUACGCGGGCCGCACCGAGUUGCCCGAUAACCUGAAGAUUUGCUUUCGGCCGGUGUCCAUGAUGGUGCCAGACUACAGCUUGAUUGCCGAGAUCAUGAUGUUCUCCGAGGGGUUUGACAACGCAAAGGACUUGAGCAAAAAGAUCACCAAGCUGUACAAGCUGUGCUCGGAACAGCUCAGCCAGCAGACGCACUACGACUUUGGCAUGCGCGCUGUCAAGACAGUGCUCGUCAUGGCUGGUGGGAUGAAGCGGCAGCAGUCGAAUGCAGCCACCGGAGCGGCCGUCACUAGUGAAGAAUUGCUCCUCAUCCGAGCCCUUCGCGAGGCCAACUUGCCCAAAUUUGUCGACGACGACCUCGUGCUAUUCCUCAUGAUCAUCCGCGACUUGUUCCCGAACGUCCAAGUGCCGGAGGCGCAGUCCAGCGCGCUGGAAGAAAGCAUUGUGCAGCAGAAACGGGGGAUGGGGUACCAAGACGUCCCGGCGCUCACGAGGCGCACGGUCGAGUUAUUCGAGACGCUGCAAGUUCGUUCCGGGGUAGCGUUAACGGGCUGCAGUGGCAGCGGCAAGACUACAUGCUACACGCUUUUGAAGAAGGCCAUGGCGGACCUUCGCGAUGACAAGCAGAGUGCCGACCGCCGGUUCCAGAAGGUCACAGUCCAUGCGCUCAACCCGAAAUCCAUUUCGCUGGGCGAGCUCUACGGCAGCUUCCACUCCCUCACGCACGAGUGGAAGGAUGGCCUGGCGUCGUUUCUCAUGCGAAGCAUCAUCACCGACAACGCGGAGAUCAAAGGCGGUCCCGACAAGGAGGUCAUCCCAUGGCUCGUAUUUGACGGCCCGAUCGACGCGCUUUGGAUUGAAAACCUCAACACGGUCUUGGAUGACAACAUGACGCUGUGCCUUGCCAACGGCGAGCGCAUCAAACUGCUUCCUCGAAUGCGCCUCGUCUUUGAAGUGUCCGACAUGAACUCGGCCUCGCCUGCGUCCGUGUCGCGCCUCGGCGUGCUCUACUUUUCAGACAAAACGCUAGGUUGGCGGCCAUGCAUCGAAACGUGGCUGUGCGAGACAUUUGGCACGGACAUCGAUGCCAAGUACGGGUCCACCAAGCUGCGCGGCCGCGUCCUCAAGCAGCUGGAAGCGCUCUUGGACGAGCCGUGGACGUAUUCGUUUCCACUGCCGUUGCAGACAACGUUCUUGAGUUUGGUCAUGAAUGGGUGCGACCUCUUCACGACCCUCCUCCACCGCCAACAAAAGUGGUUUCCUUCCGCGGACAGCGACAGGCAGCACAAAUGCUUGGACAUGAUCCUUGUGUUUGCAAUGGGGUGGGCAUUUGGCGGAAAUCUGUUUGAGAACGACCAGCGCCAAUUCAACCAGCUCUUCAUCGCGUGGAUCGCUGACCAGAAGACGCUCUUUGUCCCGUCCCUGAUGCAGGUUUGUGGGAAGAGCACUGGCGGCGCGGCAAGCUGCGUCGGCACCGGGUCCUCUCGGACCAUGGCGUGCAUAUUUGAUUUUUCCAUCGACUUCACAGAGCUUGCGUGGUCCCAUUGGGACAACUACGUGCCAGCGUUUGCCUACCAAAUGCACACGCCGGUGUUUAACAUUAUGGUUCCAACCGUCGACGUGACCAAGUACUCGCGCUUGUUCUCGCUGUUGGUGGCCGCGAUGAAGCCGGUCUUCCUGACGGGAGAUACGGGCGCUGGAAAGACCGUGAUUGCUCACUCGGUGCUGGACAAAUUGGCCGCGACCGGCGACAUCCACGGAACAGGAGUGAUUCCAGUAUACGUGCACUUCUCGGCGCAAACAACGAGCGCGACGACGCAGUCGAGCAUCGAGUCGAAGCUUAUCAAGAAGCGGAAAACGCUCCUCGGCGCUCCAGUCAGCCAAAAGGUCGUGAUUUUCGCCGACGACAUCAACUUGCCGGCGGCUGACGCGUACGGAACGCAACCGUGCAUUGAGUUGCUCCGGCAGCUCCUCGACCAAAAGGGCGUGUACGACCGCGAAAAGUACUUUUGGAAAGACGUAUCGGACACCGUCAUCACGGCCGCUGCGGGACACCCAGGUGGCGGGCGGCAAGUGCUGAGCCAGCGCUUCAUGCGGUACUUCACCGUGUUUUCGCUUCCAGCCGGCAACGACGACGCGAUGCGCGUGAUCUUUAGUGCAGUUGUACAGGGCCACCUCCAUUCGCUCAACUUUUCCCCCGCCGUGCGAGACGCCGCCACGCACGUGGUGGAUGCCACGAUCAGUUUGUACAGCGCUGUUUCGUCCGAGCUUCGCCCGACGCCGUCCAAGUGCCACUACUUGUUCAACUUGCGCGAUGUGGUCAAGGUGUUUGCAGGGGUGUUGACGCUUCGUCCGUCGUUUUCAGUGGACGGAACGGUGAAGUUGUGGAUGCACGAGUGCCUGCGAGUGUUCUGCGACCGCCUCGUGAGCAAGCAAGACAGGACUUGGUUCACCACGACGUUGAUCCAACUCGUCAACAAGACAUUUCGGAUGGGGUGGACGCACGACGGAAUCUUUGGAUCGGACGACGCGAUCUCGGUGCUGUUUGGGUGCUUCGGGACGGGCACGGUCAAAGAGUACGACGAAAUCGCCGACAUCGCAUCCCUUGAAGAUCUCCUCAACUCGUUCGUGGACGAGUACAACAGCUCGCACUCGACGCCGCUGACGCUCAUCUUUUUUCGCGACACGAUCAUGCAUGUGUCGAGCAUGGCGCGGAUUCUCAUGCAACCGCGGGGAAACGCCAUGUUGAUUGGGGUCGGCGGGUCCGGCAAACGCAGUCUGGCCAAGCUUGCGGCUUCCAUCAUGGGCCACGACUGCUUUGAAAUCGAGUUGACGCGGCACUACGGCCGGAACGAAUUUCGGGAGGACCUCAAGACGCUCUUGGUCAAGACGGGCGUCCGGGGGAAAGAUACCAUGUUCUUGCUCACGGACACGCAGCUCAUCUCGGACGAGUUUGUGGAGGACAUCAACUCGCUCUUGAAUGCUGGCGAGAUCCCCAACCUGUUCACGCACGAAGAAUUCGAAGCCGUCAUGAACGACAUGAAGCCGAUUCUCCAGCAGCUUUCACUCGACGACACGCGGCAGAACGCCGAGCGCUCGUUUGUUCAGCGCAUCCGAAGCCACUUGCACAUCGUCCUGUGCAUGUCCCCUGUCGGAUCCAUGUUCCGAUCGCGGUGCCGGCAGUUUCCGUCGCUCAUCAACUGCACCACCAUGGACUGGUACGAGGAAUGGCCGACCAGCGCCCUCCUGUGCGUCGCGGAAAGCUACUUGAACGACGUCGUCCUGGCCGCCGAGUCGUCGCGAAAGGCGCUCGCGCAAAUGUUUGUGCAAGUGCACCACAGCAUCGGCCGCCACACCGUCCUCUUCCGUCAGGUGUACCAGCGCCAUGUGUAUAUCACGCCCAAGACGUACCUAGACUCGAUUCGGCUGUACCUGCGCAUGCUCAUGGAGAAGCGGCAGCAGGCCAAGGAAGCGUUCGACCGGCUCAGCACGGGUGUUAUCAAGCUCGAAGACACAAACCGCAUCGUUGCGGCUCUCCAGAUUGAGUUGACAAACCUGCAGCCUACGCUCGCUGCCAAGGCCGUGGAAGCCGAAGAUCUACUCAAGCAGGUCUCCAUUGACCAGAAGGAGGCGGCAAUUGUGGAGCAGAAGGUGAGCCAUGACGAAGCCGUGGUAAAAGCCCAAGCGCACGAAGUGUCUAUCAUUCAAGCCGAUGCUCUCAAAGACUUGGAGACGGCCAUGCCGGCGCUGAACGCUGCCGUGCAAGCGCUCGACUCGCUGGACAAGAAGGACAUCACGGAGGUCCGAAGCUUCGCCAAACCUCCUCAAAUCGUGAUUGUCGUCAUGGAAGCCGUGUGUAUCAUGGUGGGCGAGAAGCCCGACUGGGACACGGCCAAGAAGCUCCUGGCCAAAUCCACUUUCAUGCAAGAACUCAAAGAGUACGACAAAGAUAACAUCCCACCUGCGACCCUCAAGAAGAUCCGAAAGUACACCGAGAGCCCCGAGUUCGCCGUCGAGGAAGUGAAAAAGGUGUCCAAGGCCGCCAUGAGUCUGUGCAUGUGGAUUCAUGCAAUGGACGUAUACGCCAAAGUGGUCAAGGAGGUCGGGCCCAAGCGCGACCGGCUCAACCAGAUGAACGCAGUCCUUCAGGACGCCAACGGCAAGCUCGCAAAGAAGCAAGCCGAGCUCAACGAAGUCAUCACGCGCGUGCGGGGACUCCAAGCGCAGUGCGACUCUGUCGUGGCCGAGAAGAAGCGCCUCAUCAUGGAGUCCGACUUGACGAGAGAACGGCUCAAGCGCGCCGAGAAGCUCACGGUCGGACUUGCCGAUGAACUUGUCCGGUGGAAGGCCAGCAUGGAGAAGAUGGUGGCAGACGAGCUAAACUUGGUGGGGGAUGUCUUUUUGUCGGCCGCAUCGAUCAGCUACUUGGGUCCGUUCGACUGCACGUUUCGGGCCAAGCUCACGCAUCUCUGGAUGCUCCAGUGCAAGGAAUUGCUUCCGUGCACGCCGGCAUUUUCCCUCUUGGACACGUGCUGCGACUCGGUCCAGCUGCGGGAGUGGCAGCUCCAUGGCCUUCCGACGGACAGUGUCUCGGGCGAGAACGCCAUCAUGCUCUUCCGGGGCGACCGGUGGCCGCUUUUGAUCGACCCGCAGCAGCAAGCGUCGACCUGGAUCAAGCGCAUGGAGCAGCCAUUCGGGCUCGACGUCGUCAAACUUCACGACAAGCAACUCCUUCGCACAGUCGAGACGUGCGUCCGCGACGGCCAUCCGUUGCUCCUUGAAGACGUGCAGGAAGUUCUCGAUCCGGCGCUCGACACCCUACUGCUCAAGUCGCUCGUGAAGCAGGGUGGCAAGUUCAUGCUUCGGCUGGGCGACAAGGACGUCCUGUACGACCGCAACUUUCGGCUGUACAUGGUGACCAAGCUCCCGAACCCGCACUACCUUCCCGACGUAUGCAUCAAAGUGAACACGAUCAACUUUACCGUCACGAAAGAAGGACUGGAAGACCAGCUCCUCGGCGACGUUGUGCGCAAGGAGCAGCCCGACGUCGAGCUCCGAAAGAACACUCUCUUGGCCAGCAUUGCCAACGAUCAAAAGAUCCUCAAGUCGAUCGAGUCUAAGAUACUGGCGCUGCUGUCCAACUCGCAGGGCAACAUCCUGGAUGACCAAGUCCUCAUCAACACCCUCGCCGACUCGAAACAAACAGCGACGGUCGUGUCGGAGCGCCUGGCGGAAUCGGAGGUGACCCGAGCCGAGAUCUCGGAGAUCCGCAACAAGUACCGCGGUGUGUCGUCGCGGGGAUCGAUCUUGUACUUCGUGCUAGCCGACCUGGCCGCCGUCGAUCCCAUGUACCAGUACUCGCUCGAAUACUUUUCCCGCCUGUUCAACCAGAGCAUGGACGACUGCGUCAAGGUGCUGGGCCAGCACAUUGACGCGCGCGUCGAGAUGCUCAUCGAGAGCCAAAUGUUCCUCGUGUACCGCAACGUUUGUCGAGGCUUGUUUGAGUCCCACAAGCUUCUGUUUUCGCUCUUGAUCUCCGUCCGCAUCGCGAUGGAAGCGGCGGUCGUGUCGCCAGCCGACGUCGCGCUCCUCAACCCUGUCGUUGUGGACCCACUCGCGAUUCGCCCCCAAGAGCUUGCCGAUGGCCACAUCACGUCAAAGCAAAUGGGCGUCGUUGAAACACUCGCGGCGUCCUGCUUUGCCAUGGAAGGGCUCCCGUUGUCGAUGCACAUGUACCCUGAGGCAUGGGGUCAGUGGAUUCGACACGAUGAUCCGUACUGCGCCGCCAUGCCGGACGACUUUGACGUCAAGUUGACUUCGUUUACCAAGCUGGUGCUUGUCAAGGCACUUCGCCAAGACCGCGGCAUCGCCAGUGCCGUCUCCUUCAUCGCACGCUCUUUGGGGCCGCAAUACACCAAGUCGCCGCCGUUCGUCAUGGCCGACAUUUUCGCCGACCUGUCCAAGACUGUUCCAUGUGUGUUUGUCCUUUCGUCUGGCGCGGACCCGACGAGCAUCCUGCAUCGAUUUGCGCAGUCCAAGCAAAAGGACGAUGCGCUGCAUGUUGUGUCCCUUGGACAAGGCCAAGGAGCGGUCGCGAGCGCACUCAUUGCCCAGUGCGCCAAGAGUGGCGAGUGGGUGCUGCUACAAAACUGCCACCUGGCCAAGUCGUGGAUGCCGGCGCUGGAACAUAUCCUCCACUCGCUCCGCGUCGACCCCAGCGACGUCCACGAUGACUUUCGCCUCUUCUUGACGUCGUUUCCCGCCACGUACUUUCCCAUCGCGAUCUUGCAGUCGAGCGUCAAGGUCACGAACGAGCCUCCCAAGGGCCUCAAGCCCAACCUGCUCCGGUCGUUCGAGAUGGUGGUGACGGAUGACGCGCUCAGCCAGUGCAGUAAACCAGCGUGGAGAAAGCUUGUGUUUGGCUUGUGCUUUUUCCACGCAGUGCUCCAGGAGCGGGCCAAGUUUGGGCCGAUUGGGUGGACUCUCAGCUACCACUUCAACGACUCGGACUUGGAGACGGCCAUGGCGGUCUUGCGCACGUUUCUUGACGAGAACGACCAUAUUCCGUGGGAAGCGCUGCAUUACGUGACAGGCGAGAUCAACUACGGCGGCCGCGUCACGGACGAAUUCGACCGCCGGUGCUUGUUGACGAACCUCCAGCGCUUUUACUCGGCCGCGACGGUCGACGACGACGCGCCAGGCCGAUUCUUUACCACGACGUCCCAGGUAUACUUUGCCCCGGGAUACUGCACCACAGCAAGUCAGUUCCGCGACUUUAUCGAGUUGCUGCCGGGCCACGACGCCCCCGGCGUGUUCGGGCUCCACGAGAACGCCAACAUUGUGUUCCAGACGCAGGAAACAAAUGCCCUCUUCAACACGGCGAUGGCCUUGCAGUCCCGAGGGGCGUCCGCAUCGUCGACGCCGGUGGAGGAUAACAACGAUGCGAUUGUGCUACAACUUGCCGUCCAAGUCGAUGCGAAUCUGCCCAAGUUGCUCGAGAGGCCCGCUUCCGAGAUGCCGCCCCCUCCAACGGCCCUCAUGGACUCGCUGACCACCGUGCUCGGCCAAGAAAUGGUGAAAUUCAACGCCCUCAUUCGCGUGGUCCAGCUGUCCGUGGCGCAGCUCCAGCUCGCCGUGAAGGGUGUCGUCACGAUGAGCGAAGCGCUAGACUCGACGUACAAGAGCUUGCUGCUCAAGCAAGUGCCUCCCGAGUGGCACAAGGUCGGGUUCGCAUCGCUCAAACCGCUCUCGUCUUGGCUCGUCGACCUCGUCGAGCGAGUCCAAUUCUUUCGCGAGUGGCUCGAGCAUGGCCAGCCGACGACGUUUCCGCUUCCUUCCUUCUUCUUUCCCCAGGGGUUCCUCACCGGCGUGCUGCAGAACCACGCGCGAAAGCACCUCGUGCCCAUCAACACGCUCGAGUUUUCCUUUGCGAUUGACCCCCCCGACUUGGUUGUAGCCGACGGCGCGAUCGUGACAGGACUGUUUCUCGAAGGCGGCCGGUGGGACGGCGACCGCAAAGUCCUCACGGAUGCGCGACCGAACGAAAUGCUGUCGGUGCUACCGCCGAUCCACUUUCUCCCUAACGUUGCGGUCACACAUGGCCAGAGCAAGGCCGGCACAUGGUACGACUGCCCCGUGUACAAGACAACUGCGCGAAGAGGCACACUGUCGACGACCGGCAUCUCAUCCAACUACAUCAUAUCGGUCCACCUUCCAUGCGACUUCACCGCUGCAUUCUGGAUUCUGAACGGCACCGCCCUUAUCGGCAAUUUGAACGCUUAGCCUGCUACCCCCAACCACGAAGUUAACGAUCGUCGUAAUGAUCCAAGUGUCACAAAGCUCAGCGGUCUCGAAUCCCGUGGAAACGAGUCGAUGGGCCUCCGAAUUUGUUUGGCGAGGCGGUGCAGGUGCCACCUCAAGGUGCGAGGCCAUGCCCCAAGGAAUGUGCCAACAGUGGCCGCUCUCAUGUCAACGCAAUCACACAGAUGCUCUCAUGACAGGGCAUCUGGUCCAUCUGGUCAACAACGCGCCUCUGGAACAUGACGCCCGUCGGGGGGGUGUUGGGCGGUGCAACUAGAUCGUGGC
This is a messenger RNA of Aphanomyces invadans, 12968 nucleotides long. RefSeq lists its product as hypothetical. The record is from RefSeq and is a predicted model, not a curated record. The transcript is spliced from 21 exons. The coding region runs from base 27 to 12665 and encodes 4212 amino acids. Gene Ontology annotation, molecular function: ATP binding; minus-end-directed microtubule motor activity; dynein light intermediate chain binding. Gene Ontology annotation, cellular component: dynein complex. Gene Ontology annotation, biological process: microtubule-based movement. Lineage: Eukaryota; Oomycota; Saprolegniomycetes; Saprolegniales; Verrucalvaceae.